Micromonas commoda is the source of this 3660-nucleotide messenger RNA. RefSeq lists its product with no specific name. Gene Ontology annotation, cellular component: nuclear pore outer ring; Seh1-associated complex. The transcript is spliced from 4 exons. The coding region runs from base 1 to 3660 and encodes 1219 amino acids. The record is from RefSeq and is a predicted model, not a curated record. Lineage: Eukaryota; Viridiplantae; Chlorophyta; Mamiellophyceae; Mamiellales; Mamiellaceae. Gene Ontology annotation, molecular function: structural molecule activity; protein binding. Gene Ontology annotation, biological process: positive regulation of TORC1 signaling; cellular response to amino acid starvation.
AUGGUCGUCCUCGAUGAGAUCCCUACCUCAGGCGUCGCGCCCGUCGCGUCCGCCCUCGCCGCGCCCGUCGCACCUUCCCUCGACCCCGGUCGCCGCGAGGAUCUCGGAACCGGCGACGCAAUCUCAGACGCGACCCGGGUGGAGGGUAACGCCAGGUACAAGCGGAAGGACUUCAAGGGCGCGGAGGAGCUGUACACCCUCGCGCUGUCUCAGGCGGAUCCCAUCAGCGAGCUCAUCCCGGCGAUCCUGGGCAACAGAUCGGCCGCGCGGCUAGCGUUGGGUCGCCUCGCCGACGCACUCGCGGACGCCGAGGAGAUGGCAUCGCAGUGCCCGGAUGGUCACGUGAUGGCGGGGAAGGCGAUGUACCGAAAGGGAAACGUGCUGGCGGCGAUGGGCCGGACCGAGGACGCGAGACGCGCAUAUCAAAACGCGGUUAGACUCACUCCGGACGAGAAGGCGAAGAAGCCCAUAUUGGCCAAGCUGCUGGUGGUAACCGAGGUCGCGGUGGUCGAAAAAAAGAAGGAGCAGGUCCAAGCCGAGCUGCACAAGCAACGCGAGCUGAUCAGGGAGACCAAGCAGUUCCACGAGUUCAACACGCAGGCCGGGGGCAAGCCACCGAAGGAGAGGUACACGAUGGCGAACCGGGCGCUGCGCGACGGCAAUAACGUCCGGGCCCUGAAGCUUUACGCGUCGGUGGAUCCCGCCGAGCUGGACGCGGGCAAGGCGCCUCAGUACUGGGGCAACGUCGCGCUGGCCCACGUCAGGAACAAGGAAUACCCCGAGGCGGUCGAGGCCGCGCGGCGGUGCAUCAAGGAAGAUCCCACGUACGCCAAGGGGAGGUAUAGGCUCGGCGAAGCGCUGUUGAAGCGGGCGCGGACGGCCGAGCAUGUCCUCCCGAACGUGCGCAAGGAAUGGGUCCGCGGCGCCAUCGACGAGGGUUUCAACGAGGCUCUUCGCCUCAAUCCCGACAUUGACAACGAGGAGACCAAGAGGUUGAUAUCGGACGGCGAAGUGUUGUUGCAGGAGCUGGACACGAUCACCGAGAAGAAGGACGCGGGGACUGUGGCGGUGGAGGAGCGAGAAGGUACGAAGGAUGAGGAGGAAGAGACCAAGGAGGGAUCAGAAUCGGGAAGCGCCGACUCGGCAGACUGGGUGAAGGUCUCGGAACCCAAGGAGCGCGGGCCGAAGAUUGUCUCUUUCGACGCGAUCACCUCCGACGACGAGGACCACCCUGAACGCAUCGCAUUCAUCGAGGCCAUGAAGGAGCACGGCUGCGUCUGCGUCAGGUUGCACGAGAAGCUCGUCGCCCCCGUCAACGUAUUCGUCGAGGCGGGGGCGAGCGCGUCCGCUUUCUUCAAGCUCAAGGGCGACAUGAAGGCCAAACACAAGCCCAUAGGUGGCUACGACCCACCGGCUCAGAGCGGCUACCACACGCGCACGGGGUUUCAUCACCCGAGGGACACGCGCGCCAAGUCCAUUCGCGGGGGCGGUGCAUCGUGCCUCAGGAAGGACGAGGAGGACCUGGAGUGCUUCGUCGUCGAGAACGAGUACGCGGCAGACUUUCCGUGGCCAAACGUGAAGUUCAAGGAGAGGCUCCUUGACGCUCACAUCACCGCCAGGAAGACCGCGAGCAAGUGUGGGGACGUGCUGUUGACCGCUGCGGACGUCAACGUCAUGGACCCCGACUUCGACAGGAAGGCCGAGAAGUGCGGGUUGAAGGCGAUGACGUGCAGGACCACGUUCGCGUGUCACCCAAAAAUUGACACCAACCACGGCAAGAGCAUCUCCGGCCAUGAUCUCCAGUUGAAGAGCCGCGGCCAGUUCAUGCACUCGGUGAACGUGGGAACGGCGGAACCCACGCUCGUGUCCAUCAUCCCCCGCGUGGAUGACCCCUCACGCGGUCGCAGACACUCGCAGGUGUACCUGGAAAUGCCCAAACGCGGCGGCGACGAGGGAUUGGAGAAGUUGAGGUGGCCCCCCGCCGGCCAGGAGGAGGAACUCAGGGACUCUAUCCUCGUCGUCGCGGGCGAGUACCUCAACCAGAUGACGGACGGAAUGUACCCCGCGCCAAGGGUGUGCUACACCCGACGUGUUCGCCGUGUUGCCAUCGAGGCGAGUUCGGAGUGGGCACCCCAGAAAACCGGGCGGGUCCGUGACACCUUCGUGUCGGGUUCAGCCGCGUCGGCGGUGAGUUUGGCGGUAGGAAUGAUGAGCAUCCACGCUCCCAUCGCGUAUGCCUUCGUGCCAAUUCGAGGGUGCGGCGACCCUGGCUCCCCGUACGAUACAGGGGUGGAGGUCGUUGAUCGAACCGCUGCGGGUACCACCGGGUGCACGAAGCUGUACCAGCCCGGGAGGGCGGCUGAGGCGAGGGCGGUGGCCGCGGCGAAAGAGGCGGCGGGAACGACGUCGGGCACGUCGGAGAGCAAGCGUGACAGGACAGGAGACGCACCGAUGUUCCUCCGUGUUGUUGGGCUCGACGAGCGAACUAUUCAAACUAAUCAGCGCAACCUGCCGACCAUGGAAGGCGCCGCCGAAGAAACCGUCGUCAACGAUACGGUGACCGUGAAGGGCACUGCGCUGGAGACGCGCGGGGAGGUGACGGCCACGUGCUACGACGCAUCCGGCACGCGCAUGGCGACGUGCACCACCGAGGGAGCCAUCCACGUCUGGGACCGCGUGGACGGCCCGGACGGAGCCCCGGGCCACUGGCGCCAAACCGCGGCGUGGGCCGCGCACAGAUCCGCGUGCCGCGCCGUCGCCUUCGCCGGCGCCGAGUUCGGCCGAUGCCUCGCGUCCUCCUCGGACGACGGCACCAUCUGCAUGUGGCGAGAGGGCGUCCGCGCGCCGGGAGCCGCCGCCGCCGCCGCCGCGACCGCCGCAGCAGAGGCUGGGUCGUCCGAGUGGGAGCGAUGCGCGCAGCUCAGGGAUUCCACCAAGCCCGUGUCGCACCUCUCCUUCGCUCCCGCCGACCACGGCCUUCAGCUCGCGGCCGCCGGCGACGACGGCGCGGUCCGCUUCUACUCACCCUCCGAUCCCCUCGCCCUCACCGGCUGGGAGCUGUGCAACGAGUCGGAGGCUCUUCGGCCCGGGGCGAGAUGCGUCGCGCUCGCGUGGCGCGGGCGCGGCGUCGACGAAGGAUCUCCGAUGGAACCCCAAUGGAACCCCGAUGUGCAUGGAUCUCGUGGACCACACGGAGGAUGGACCGGGGACGGGAUCACGGUGCCGCCCACGCUCGGCGUCGCCCUGCGUUGGCCCGACGCCGUCAACGCGGUGAGGGUGCUGUCAUACGACGAGGCGUCGAUGCGGUGGUCAAAUUCGGCGACGGUGUACGAGGGACCCGCGGCGGUGAACGCGUUGGCGUGGGCGCCCAAGACGAGGGCCGGCGACUUACACGACGUCGUCGCGGUGGCACUCGGCGCGGACGUGGGUCUGUUCCGCGUGGACACGAUGGGUUUGGGGGGUGACGCGUCGCUCGGGGACGCGGGCGGCGUCUCGUCGCUUGAGGCUACGCUGUCGCACCCGGCGGUUGUGCGGGUGUGCGACUGGAACGCCGUAGGGGACACGCUCGCGACGUCGGCGGAGGACGGGAGGGUGCGGCUGUGGGCGGCGAACGUGGCGACGGGAGCGUGGGAGGAGCAGGCGCAGCUCGUGGGGGAGUGA